Molecule: messenger RNA, 870 nt
Organism: Cephus cinctus (wheat stem sawfly)
Lineage: Eukaryota; Metazoa; Arthropoda; Insecta; Hymenoptera; Cephidae
Product: neuropeptide-like protein 30
Exons: 2
Coding region: 355-729 (124 amino acids)
Source: RefSeq, a predicted model, not a curated record
AACCAGGAAAGUGCAUGUUAAACAAAAUAUAUAAAAAAUUAUUCUCUUUAAACGAACAAUCAACGAUUCGUAUCUAAAUGGUACCAGGGAACGUAUCUAAAUGAUAUCAUUUUAACAUAGUCGUUUUCAGUACGGAUUUUUAACGAUAUUUUGCCAAAAUAUAUUCGAUAAAGAACCAGAUUUCUUUACCUUGCAACAUCUCGCGAUUGUAACACAAAAAAAUAUGAAUAUUACUGGAAUAUGCUAAUAUGUCGAUUCACUAUAAAAAGUUGCGGAACCGUCUGCUACUGUGUAGUUCAACGGGAGACACGGUCGAAGCAUCUUUAGAAUUGUCAAUUUUCGAUACUUUUCAAGAUGAACACCAAAUUGAUCAUUUUCGUUUGCAUAGUGGCAGCAGUGUUCGCUAUGGGCGAAGCCGGCACAAGGGUGCGUCGGUCACCGGGAUUCGUACAUGGAGGCUAUGGAGGCUAUGGAGGUCAUGGAGGUUAUGGGGGUCAUGGAGGUUAUGGAGGCCAUGGAGGUUAUGGAGGUUAUGGAGGUUAUCGAGGUCAUGGAGGUUAUAGAGGUUAUGGAGGUCAUGGAGGUGGAUACGGUGGACAUCAUUAUGUAGUAUAUAGACCCGUCUAUCCCGUCUAUUAUGGAAGACCCGCGUAUGGUGGAUAUGGAGGUGGUGCUGUUGCAACAGCUACUGCAUAUGCCUCGGCCGGAGGUUAUGGCGGUGGAUAUUGAAGUUCAAACAGCUGGAGCAACCAUAUGGGUCAUUUAAACAAUAAUAUUGUUUAUGAAACACGUGGAUUAAUUUGCCAAAAUAUUCCAUUGUGGCGAAUGGUUAAAUUUAUUUUGAAAAAAUAAAUACAAAUUUUUAAAGCA